This is a messenger RNA of Dunckerocampus dactyliophorus (ringed pipefish), 5947 nucleotides long. RefSeq names its product zinc finger protein 644a (gene znf644a). NCBI's taxonomy places the organism in Eukaryota, Metazoa, Chordata, Actinopteri, Syngnathiformes, Syngnathidae. Gene Ontology annotation, cellular component: nucleus. Gene Ontology annotation, biological process: regulation of transcription by RNA polymerase II. The record is from RefSeq and is a predicted model, not a curated record. The transcript has 6 exons. Gene Ontology annotation, molecular function: RNA polymerase II cis-regulatory region sequence-specific DNA binding; DNA-binding transcription factor activity, RNA polymerase II-specific. Bases 272 to 3721 code for a protein of 1149 amino acids.
CUAAAUUCAAAGCGACAGCAACACACGUAGCUUUGAUUCGACACUUAGCACAAAUUGUUCACAUUACAACCCUGCGAAUGUCCACUUCGUUGGUUUUGGUGCUGUGCGGGAAAACAUGUGCACGGUUACCCAUUAAAAAAAUAAAUGAUCUGUGCCACACCAGACCACCACGGAAAAUGGCGACUGUGAAGUAGAUGGAAGACGAAAGUCAGAAUUUGUCAAAUGCUCCGUAUUCCUUGCGUCCAGUCUCCAUCCACACAGUUGGGAGGCCAUGGCAGCUGAAAUGUCAUGUCUGGCAGGUGUUGAUGGAGAUGACAAAGAUGCAGAGCCUGACAUUAACGCCCUCAUCCUUCUGCAAGAAUCAGUGAAAAUGGCGGAAGAAUCAACCUCUUGCAAUGAUUCUUUGGACAAACAGACUCUAAAGCAAUCCACUGUCCUAGAUGUUCUGUCAAACACAGACAUGUUGUCUCCAAUUGGCUUAGGAAAUGGACUUUCUUUACAAGAGGCCACACAGGCUGAUGAACUCAACAGCAUGCCCAUAGAAAAAGAUGAGGAAAAAAGCAUCACCCAGUUAAAAACUGUGCAAGAAAUAGAUACUGCUGGAAUUUGGGGCUUUGAUGUGGAUUUGCCGGCGAACUCGUCAGAUGAUUUCAGUAGCCCCAGUGACAUCCAAUGGGACCCUCAUAAAGAGUUUAUGCAGCUUCUGUGGGAGAAUCACAAUGAUUCCUCAGGUCAGGAACCUCAAGAGGAAGUGCAUCCUCUAAACAACCAGAACAGAAGAAAAUGCAAAAUGGACAUGGUUGUCAUGAUGGAUCCCUCAGAGGACGUGUAUUCAGAUUUGAGUCGCAAGUCACCUGAGGAUUUUUCUCAUACGGAAGACCAAGUGGACUCAGUUCCUCUCAAAGAUGUCAGACAGGCAAGGACUUUCUCUAAGCUGCAGACAUCCCAGACAGUGAACGUUCCAGGUUAUCCCAAUGGAACCAUGAAAGCCAUCAAGCAAGUUCUCUGCAACGUACCGGGAAGACAUUCACAUGAAGAUAACCCAAGCCAUGGCCUUUCAUCGUUGAAUGGGAGGCUCACAGUGAAUUCGCAUUCAGAGGAGAAAGCAUCUCGUCACCCAUGCUCAAAAUGUAAGCUCAUUUUCAAGAAGGCCUAUCAUUUGCAACGUCAUAUGAAAACUCAUGAAGACCCACCAAAUAAUUUGCCAAAGACCUUUAUGUGCAGAGAAUGUGGCGAUUCUUUCAGACAAAGUAGUCUCCUGAUUGAGCACAUGCGUGUGCACCAUGAAAAAAGAUCAAGGCUCCCCGACGAACUGAAAGGAUGGGCGGAGAAGAACAAUGAGGAUAACGAUGCAAAGCUUUUCUGCCCGCAGUGUCCAUUUAGAACAAACUGCCCCAACACGUUUGUUCAACAUGCAAAAACCCACGACAAGAGAAAGUUUCAAUGUGACAAAUGUAGCUACAGGACCGAGAGCAGGCAUGAUCUUCUGAGACAUGACAUCGUACAGCACACUGUAAACGCGGUUAGAAAGCAAAUCAGGGACAGUGACUCGAAAACCUUCUCUUGCCACAUUUGUUCUUACAAAGCUUUUAGCAAAAAUGUUUUUAAAAAUCACCUGCUGCGUCGCCACCAACAAGAGUUUGAGGAAUAUGAAUCUGCACAGUAUGCUGAGAAAAACAUACAACCAUCCGAAGAGCAGCACAUUGCUUCUUGCACAGAAGCAGAAGAUGCAGAGUUGACCUCAAAAAUUAUGAUAAAAAAUCAAGUCUCUUCAAAAAGGGCUUGUUUGCCCGCUGAGCCAAGCGACAUUUCGGAUUUAUUUAAAAGUAACAAGAUCAGGCGAGGUCUAAAGUCUCAACUAACUGAAUCCAAAUUGGAUAAAUCCAUUAAUGUUCUACUGUCCCGACAAAAACAUGGAAGGAAGACUGCAGUGCAGAGGAAAGAAAACGCAUGCGGCACAUCUGUAACUGAUUGGAGUUGUGAAAAAGAAGGUUCUGAUCAGGUAGCCCCUCCAGUUAGGGAAAAUACAGUGUUAUCUCCAAAUGGCCUCACAGGAUCAUCCCAUGAGGCGGAAAGAGUUUCCAAUUGCAACCUACAUCAGUCGCCCAUCAGGAAGUCCCCAUCUAAAAGAAAGAUGUCCACCCCGUACCGCAACACUUCUGACCAAGACUCAUGUUUCAUCUUGCCAAAACCUGUGCCAAGCCCGAAGAGACUAAACCAAGGAGAUGCUGAUGACUAUAACAGAAAAGACACUUUCCAUCUAAAAGAUACAGAUGCCAACAUUUUUGACAAUGGUGUCAAUCCAGAAAAUCAUAAUUUAAUUUAUACCUAUAGCAGAAGAAUGUCAAUACGUGGUGCUCUGCAAGCAUCAAAACAGCUUUUUGAGAAAGCAAAAAACACGGAGCAGGAGCAGAGCGACCCUACAAUAAAAGAAGAAUGCAUCGAAACAGAAGUGUUUCAAGAAGCCUUUGACUCUCAUCCAAUGCCACUGCAAGAAUCCAUAGCAGAAGACAUGUCAGAGCUGGAACUGGACCGCAAGAGCUGCCCGUACUGUCCUGCGGUCUUCCAGUCGGGAGUGGGCUUGUCCAAUCACGUGAGAGGACAUCUUCACAGGGUUGGACUGACCUACAAAGCGCGCCAUGUCCUGACUCCUGAGCAGGUGGUUUGUAAAGACCGUAAGCCCAAAAUCCCUCGGAAGAUCACAUCGUUCCAGAAACUGAAAAAAGUGUUGCAGUUGCAGCCAGAUUCUGAGGAAACGGGUAUCCAUUCCUGCCCAUUAUGUGGGGACUCAUUUGACAAUAGGAAAGGACAGUCCAACCACGUACGUGGUCACCUCAAAAAGAUUGGUAGAGGCUAUUUAUCAAAGAACAGAUCCCCAUUAAUUGUACUCAAGGAGUUGAUGCGGAACAAAAAGGAGUACCUGAGGGCAGUUGAGAUCCUAGGAAAGAAACAAAAUAAUUCCCAUUAUGGUGCUAAUCAUUUCAUGCCAACUUCCUUUGGAAUCCACCAGAAUGACUCUGAUUCAAACGUGUGCACUGAUGUCAAACCACUCAUGCCUGUAUUUUCAUUAUUGGAAACGGACGCUGACAAAAGGCAACUACAGACCAAGUUAGAAGAGCAGGAGUCACUUUCGGACACCACUGCAUUGAUAGGAAUUCUGAAGAAGAGAAAGUGCCAGGAAGACUCCAAACCCAAGGGGAUUUUACAUAUAUCCAGGUACCCUGUAGCAGUCUCCUCAAACAGUGAACAUAGCUCGGGACCAAGAGUUGCGUCUUCACUGCCAAUCGCUACAUCGGAGAAAGGUGAAUUCAACAGGAAGGCGUGUAUCCACUGCAAUGCAAGUUUUCACAGUGGCGUUAGCCUGUCUAAUCAUCUCCGGGCAUGUGUAAAGCGGAAAAGAACUGCUUCACUAGAGGGAACCGCAUUUGACUGUAAAGCGAGGCGGCAGCGUUUAAGGCAGAGCUCAAAGAAGAAGAUGCUUCCGUUAACACAAACUCCAGAGGAAAUGUACAGACUUACAUGCAGGUUCUGUGACCUCGUCUUCCAGGGUCCCUUAUCGGUCCAGGAGGACUGGGUUAAGCAUUUACAAAGACACAUAAUGAACACUGGUGUCCCCCACACUGGGCUUGGCAUGGUUGAGGUCACAUCACCAUCCACAGACUUGGCUUGCAUCAAGACAGACCAAGAGAACAAUCUGAAUGCUGCACAAGCCACCUCGUGAAACCAGUGGGGGGCUUUUUUCUGUUUUUUUUUUUUUUUUUAGACUUUACUAGACUGUAUGUGUAUGUACAUUGGAUGUUUUUUCACUUUUUUUUAGUCAAGUACUGUCCAAAAGUACAAAAUUCAUCUUUAAGAUUGCCCGUAUACGUCGAGACACUUGGCAGGUGACAGUUAUUUUGGAUAUUGCCUGUUUUCUGUUUUGACAUGCAUUCACCCUUUGGAAGUACAGUUCCAAAUAGUCUUGUUUUCAUGCAGUAAGUGUCCACGGAAGACAACCUAUACCUCAGAUUAACUCGUGUUGGAGUCAACCCUUUUUCUAAAUUUGGGAGCACCUCUGCUGUAUUUUAAAAAUGCUAAUUGCUUUGUUCUACUCCAUUAUCAUAAACCCAUACACACUUCGUGACAGAUUCCAAUUAAGUGAUCAGUAUCAGAAAAUUUCACUAAAGACAAAAAAAAGUGACGAAAAUAAAAUGUGCAACUAUUAUGCAUAGAACCUUUUUUUUCUUUACAUUUGAUUUUGUUUCUAUUUUAACUAUAGAGUGGAGCCUCCCAAGUAGAAGACGACCUCUUUCAUGCCGGUUGUCUCUAAUUUCAUGUAUAAAAAACCCCAAAAAACAAGUUUUCAUUAUAAAGUUCGUUAAAUGCUUAGUGAGCUGAAAUCUUAUGAGAUUUGCUGACGUCUUAUGUGACGUCCCGUUUGAUGAGCUGUUCAAACUCCAUUUUUAGUUUGACUUUUGAGGCAUAUUUUUCCACCAACUUAUGGCUGAAAAUGUUCAGUUGUUGGUGUUUUCAACUUUGGAGGUUCCACUGUAAAAUGGGUAAGAAAAACAAACAAAAAACUAAACCAUUGCUGUUCAUGCCCUACAUCCACGUCUACGAUAUUUAACGAUGAAAUAUAUGGUUUUUAAAUAAUUUAAUUUUGAAAUGUAUUAUAUCACAAAUACAAUGUUUAAAACAUUUGUGUUUCUAAAUAAAUUUAAAAAAUGCACAAGUUGACUUUUCUCCAAUGUUUUUUUCCCCCACAAAAGUUCUACAAAAGGCAGAUUCAAGGUUUUGGGGAAAAAAAUACCUGAAAUGCUGCACGUACACCAGUGGCAUGCGGUCAGGGGAGACUCACCUGUCGCGAUAAAAAAUACAAAAACGAAUAAUAAUAAAUAAAUAUUUGUCCAUUGAACCGUAUUAUAAGUGUAUUUUCUGUACGAUUCCAAUAGUUUUUAACAUCUUAAUAAAAACUGCUGAAUUUACAGAUUUCCUGAUCUAAUACAAGGAAGAAACCUAAAAUGAGACCACCCCGAGCAUGGCUUCUCAAUUUUGUGCGCAAGCCCCACCUACCAGUUUCUGUUCAGUUUCUGGUCAGCAUGUCGCAAAUAACAAUGUUGCAGAGACAUUACACACCAUGACUUUCUAUAGCCAAUGUAAUGUAUUAAUGUACCGGUAAGCAUGACAUUAUUCUUGCUAAUCAGACAAUAAAAUACAUAGAAAUGUCAUACUGGAGGCACUUGCAUAACCACUGCAUCUUGAAGCGGUGGGGGGUGUGCGUGAGCUGGAAGACGCUUGACAUUGACGCCCUUCCGCAGAGGAAAAGCCAGCGGCAUAGAAAAUGGAUGGAUGGAAGUAUCAUUUGUUUUUAAACUAAAGUGAAUGAUUCUCUUUUUUUGGUUGUUCUCUUAAUGAGUAACCUAUAUUAACAUAAAAAAAGUCAGUGCCUCACCAGCCAUGAUCCUCACCGCACAUCACUGGUGUACGUACACACACACACACACACCAUCAAAUUGUACGUGGUUGUGAUGGUGAAGGUGAAGUCCAUUGUUAACUUGUGGCAAACAGCACUUGGGAUGUCGAUACCAUCAUUGGGGUGGAGGUCUUCCGUCAUUCAAACUGGCUGAAACCCUAUAAAUACAACAUAUGUAUAUAUAAUUAUGCUUUUUCCACAUGGUCAAGCACAUAUGUACAGUUGAAACUAGUCUUAAGACAGUCUCCAUAAGGUACAUACUAUUCACACUUGUGUUCAAUUAACCACAUAGUCUCCUAUGGUUUCUGGGUGAUGUGGCUGUAGUCAACCUGCUGAUGUACAGUGUUCCCUCGUUUAUCGUGGGGGAUAGGUUCCCAAAAUAGCCCGCAAUAAGUGAAAUCCGUAGAAUAGCCAACUAUAUUUUUGUACAAUUACUAUCUAUGUUUUAAGGCUGUAAAACCCCUCAUCAUACAACUUUAUACACUUUUCUCAGAC